Molecule: messenger RNA, 741 nt
Organism: Cylicocyclus nassatus
Lineage: Eukaryota; Metazoa; Nematoda; Chromadorea; Rhabditida; Strongylidae
Source: the annotation of a GenBank genome assembly
AUGGCAACUGUUCUGGUCGCUAAUGUCCUUUUUGCUAUUUUCAGCAACUCUCAUGCAAUUUGGUGUUAUGUAGGUGAAACCAAAAACAACUCCACUGAUAUACACCCAUGGGACAGCCCAGCGAAUUUUUGCUACAGGAUGACUACUAAAAGUAGAGAUUACAUAUACUACAUGUUCGAUAAUGGCAUCUGCGAGGGGGAGAGGGUUGAGUGCUGGUUGGACGAGGAUGAAGCCGAAUGGUGCUGCUGCAAUACAGACCUGUGCAACUAUAAUUUUACAUUACCCACCACUAUAUCAUCUUCACUUACGAGUGAAACGAAAAACAACAUUACGGAAGUAUGGGAACAUGAAGACAGCCAAGGGCGCUUCUGCUACAGGGUGACCACCAAAGAUAAGGACUACAUAUACUACAGGUUCGAUGAAGGAUUCUGCGAGGAAGUUGGGUGCUAUUUGGACAAGGAUGGCGAUGAAUAUUGUUGCUGCAAUACAGAUUUCUGCAAUUAUAACUUUACAUCGAUCACUACUACUAUCUCCACACAUAAGCCUUCGACUUUAUCCACUAAAAUGUCGCCUCGUAGUUCUAAAGCUUCACCUACACCACUAUCUACAAAUCCUCCUCCUUUCUCAUCCCCGGCUUCAUCAACAACUCUUUCAAUAUCGCAACCUAUAUUCAAUUGUUACUUUUUCCUUGUACAGAGUGUUCUUAUCAUUUUGUACAACACAGCAGCAUGCACCGUCUAG